AUGGCCAAGUCGGAAGAUGAAGAUGACAAUGAGAAUCAAGAGGUAAAUUUCUUUGACGUUCAGAAAAACCUGAAAAGCUAUUCUCAAAAGAAAUUAAUAUCUCUUACAAAUGUACUGAUUGAUACCAAUCAUAGCCUUAUUAACGAGAAAAAAGUUUUAAAUGAAAAGAUUCAAGGGUUAGAACAAGUAGGGGAUGAUACGGUAGUUAAUAUUGUUGAUUUGAAGGAACUAGUUGAAGAUUUAACUAGGGAUAAUGCUCUGUUGAUUAGUCAGAUGAACAAAUGGGUGAACACCCCUCUAAAGCAAGUGGCUAGUAAGACUCAUUUUGAGCUUGAAAUUGAACUCAAAAAGGCUAAAAUGAAUCUCUCUGCUGAGCUAGAGAAAAAUAAGCAACUUCAAGAGGUCUUAAGACAUAUGAAAAUUGAGCUUGAUAAGUCUCUUCAUUGGACCUGUUCCUCUGAAAAGAUUGCUGCUAUGUGCAAGGGUAAUGAUGGUUUAAGCUACAAUCUGCUAAGUGUGUCCCAAAUCUGCGACAAAGGAAACAGAGUGGAGUUCUUGUCUCACUUGUGCACUAUCACCAAUCUUAAGACUGGUGAAGUGGUACUAACUGUAAAAAGAUACAAGAACAUUUAUGCAGUAGAUUUUGGCUCAUCUGAUGAUGGUGACUUGAUAUGUCUCAGUGCUGUGGAUGAUAAUGCUGAGUUGUCGCACAGGAGACUGGGACAUGCAAGUUUCACUCUACUGAAUAAACUUGUGGCAAAGGACCUGGUCGGUGGGCUACCAAAUGUCAAGUUCAAAGAUCACAAGGUGUGUGAUGCAUACAUAAAGAGGAAGAAGGUCAAGACUUCUUUUAAACCAAAGAAGGAAGUAAGCACCUUUAGGCCACUUGAGCUGCUUCAUAUGGAUCUUUGUGGGCCUAUGAGGAUUCAAAGCAGAGGUGGCAAGAAGUAUAUUUUUGUAAUUGUUGAUAACUUUUCAAGAUUCACUUGGACUCUGUUUCUAAGAACCAAGGAUGAAACAUUCCCUAUGUUUGUAGCCUUUGUGAAACAGAUUCAAGUGAAGUUGGGACACCAAGUUGUAAGUAUAAGAUCUGAUUAUAGCAUUGAAUUUGACAAUGCCAACUUUAAUGAAUUCUGUACUGAAAAUAAGAUUAGUCACAACUUUUCUGCUCCUCGAACACCUCAGUCCUUGCUUGAGAAGACACCCUAUGAGCUGCUGAAUGAAAAGAAACACAAGCUAACUUACCUUAAGGAAAUUGGAUGCAAAUGCUUUACUCUCAACAAUGGUAAGGAGGCCUUAGGAAAGUUUGAUGCUAAAAAGUUGGGAAGCAAAGGGACACAAAGUGGUGAAGCAGAAGAUGGAGACCUCUUAAUUCCUGAUGAGGUCCUGGAAAUCACAAAUAGAAAAGCUGAAAUGAUGAAUCAAGUUGAGGAAAGAAACGAAGAAGAUGCACAAAAUAUCCAGAUGAUGCCAAGAGUAGCCGAUGCGGUGUUAAGUACUCCUGGUGCUGAACAAAUAAGUGGAGAUCAUGGAUCUGUAGAUGCGAAUGAUGGAUCAAACGUGGAGGCACCUGGUCCCUCAAGUACUAAAAUUCAAGUAUCCAAAUGGAAGCACAAAAUAUCUCACCCUCUUGAUAAUGUAAUUACUCCCUUAGAUUCUGGCAUCCAAACCAGGUCUAAGGUAAGAAACAUGUUUGCCUACUCUGCUUUCAUUUCUCAAAUUGAGCCCAAGAAUAUCAAGGAGGAAUUGGAAGAUGCUGAUUAG
Lycium barbarum (goji berry) is the source of this 1764-nucleotide messenger RNA. RefSeq lists its product as uncharacterized. Gene Ontology annotation, biological process: DNA integration. The transcript has 5 exons. The record is from RefSeq and is a predicted model, not a curated record. The coding region runs from base 1 to 1764 and encodes 587 amino acids. Gene Ontology annotation, molecular function: nucleic acid binding. NCBI's taxonomy places the organism in Eukaryota, Viridiplantae, Streptophyta, Magnoliopsida, Solanales, Solanaceae.